Molecule: messenger RNA, 2437 nt
Organism: Filobasidium floriforme
Lineage: Eukaryota; Fungi; Basidiomycota; Tremellomycetes; Filobasidiales; Filobasidiaceae
Product: putative acetolactate synthase
Exons: 5
Coding region: 47-2167 (706 amino acids)
Biological process (GO): L-valine biosynthetic process
Cellular component (GO): mitochondrion; acetolactate synthase complex
Molecular function (GO): thiamine pyrophosphate binding; magnesium ion binding; acetolactate synthase activity
Source: RefSeq, a predicted model, not a curated record
GGACUUCUACAGACACACAUACACGAGCGAGCACUACUUCCCAAAGAUGCUCUCCCGUCAAUCACGCCUUCUCCUCCGUAAAACCCCGACGACCCUCUCAUCCACCGGGACCGUCGCGACAAGAUCAAAAUCGACCAAGUCCGAGUCAAACGUCGUCAAUUUUGAAGCAAAGGCGAGGGUCAAGGAGCAUGCCAGGAGAAUCGGGACGAGUGCCAAGGCCGCUGUCGAGGUAGCUAGCCGCCCAACUCCAGCCCCAUCAUUCCAAACUCCCCCUACCCCGGCCGGCUCCCUGCCUCACCUGGAUCCCUUGACUGCUAGAAAGGACGAUGGGUUGGAUUACACCUUUGUCGGCCAAUCCGGUGGACAGAUCUUCCACGAGAUGAUGCUUCGUCACGACGUUAAGCACGUCUUUGGAUACCCCGGAGGCGCCAUCUUGCCCGUCUUUGACGCCAUCUACAACUCCCCCAAUUUCGAUUUCAUCCUGCCUCGUCACGAACAAGGCGCUGGUCACAUGGCCGAGGGUUACGCGAGGGUUACGGGGAAGCCCGGUGUCGUCCUCGUCACCUCGGGUCCCGGGGCUACCAACGUCAUCACCCCGAUGCAGGACGCCAUGUCGGAUGGAAUCCCCAUGGUCGUCUUUUGUGGACAGGUCGCCACGAGCGCAAUCGGAAGCGACGCUUUCCAGGAAGCCGACAUUGUCGGGAUCUCGAGGAGUUGUACGAAAUGGAACGUCAUGGUCAAGGACAUUGCCGAGUUGCCGAGGAGGAUCAACGAGGCGUUCAAGAUUGCCACCAGUGGACGUCCCGGACCCGUCCUCGUCGACUUGCCCAAGGACGUUACCGCCGGGAUCCUGCGUCAGCCGAUUCCCAAGAAAUCCGUCCAGGCCGGAUCGUCGCCGUACUUGCCUAGCAACCCUCGACUUCCCGGUAACCAGACGGACAAGUCGACAAAACCCACUCCGGGUGACGCCGAGAUGAUCGAGGCUGCCGCCAAGAUGAUUAACCAGGCCAAGCGACCGGUCAUUUACUGUGGAAAUGGUGUUCUGGCCAGUCCCGAGGGACCUGAACUUCUGGCUCAGUUGUCGGCCAACGGAAAUAUCCCCGUGACGACGACCAUGCAGGGUCUGGGAGCCUUCAACGAGCACGACCCCAAGGCUCUGCAUAUGCUCGGUAUGCACGGAUCGGCGUAUGCCAACUUUGCCAUGCAGGGAGCCGAUGUCAUCAUCGCCCUCGGUGCGAGGUUCGACGACCGGGUCACCGGUACCCUCGCCUCGUUUGCACCUGCCGCCCGAGCCGCCGCGCUCCAGGGUAAAGGUGGGAUCAUCCACUUCGAGAUUCAACCGAAAAACAUCAACAAGGUCGUCCAGGCCAACAUUCCCGUCCUAGGCGAUGUCGUCGCUAGCAUGGGAGAACUCUUGCCCCAGAUCGAAUACCGCGAACGCAAAGAAUGGAUGGACAAGAUCAAGUCGUGGAAGGCCGAUUACCCGUUCACGUUCACGCCUUCCAAAAAGGGAGACAGGAUGAAACCCCAAGAGGUCGUCGAAGAGCUCGACCGUCAAUGCGAGGCCAUCGGCAAGGACAAUGUUAUUGUCACCACCGGAGUCGGACAGCAUCAGAUGUGGGCUUGUCAGCAUUACCGAUGGACGAAACCGAGGUCGUGGGUCUCGUCCGGUGGUCUGGGGACGAUGGGAUACGGUUUGCCUUCGGCCAUCGGGGCCAAGGUGGCCGCUCCCGAAAAGGUCGUCGUCGACAUCGAUGGAGACGCGAGUUUCUCGAUGACCGCGAUGGAGAUGGCUACGGCUGCGCAGUACAACAUCGGUUGCAAGAUCUUGGUCUUGAACAAUGAAUUCCAGGGGAUGGUCUUGCAGUGGCAAGACCUCUUCUACGACAAGCGAUACUCGCACACCCGAAUGACCAACCCGGACUUUGUCAAGCUCGCCGAAUCGAUGAACGUCAAGGGUCUCCGUGCCGAAUCGCUCGAAGACCUGCCGGCCAAGAUGAAGGAGUUUUUGGAGUAUGACGGGAGCAAGCCGAUCUUGCUCGAGGCUUGGGUCGACAAGCAGGAACACGUCCUGCCCAUGAUCCCCGCCGGACACGCUCUGCAUCAGCCCGUCCUGCACGGCGAGGUCAUCAAGGCGCUCAAGGCCAAGGGGAUCGCGCCUCCUUAGUCUGAUCGGUCGCAUGUCCAAAACAAGCACGCUCAUACCCACACAAAAUGUACGUCGAUCGUCGUUUAAUCACCAAGGCAAUGUGUUGUCGCUGAUCGAAUGUCUUGGCGGAAACCACAACCCCAUAGUUUGCAUUGCAUCUACCUUGCGCUUCUUCCGUCCUUGUUUGUCUGCGUUCUUCCAUGUCUUUUAGGGAUUCCGUUCAUGUUGCGCGCCGUUGUAUCCCUAUGCUGCUGCUCAUCAAAAGAUACCGAUCGUAUCGACGUCUGA